Messenger RNA from Naegleria gruberi, 1503 nucleotides. RefSeq lists its product as uncharacterized. The transcript has a single exon. The record is from RefSeq and is a predicted model, not a curated record. NCBI's taxonomy places the organism in Eukaryota, Heterolobosea, Eutetramitea, Acrasida, Naegleriidae. Bases 1 to 1503 code for a protein of 500 amino acids.
AUGGUUAAUGUUUCACCAAUUCCAAGACAAUUCUCAGAGCAUGUUGUUGUGAUUCUGAUAGAUUUGCCUCGUUUAUCAAAUGAUGCUCUAGUAAAGGACGAAUUUACUUGCAAGUACCUCAUGGAGAAACUCGAACGAAAGCUCUCUACCAAGCAAUCUCUCUCACGACUCAUUGAAAAACAAAUUGAAAAGCUUCAACAAUUUAACAUGUACAUGGCACGAGAUAGGAAAAUGGUCUUUUCGAAUAUUCAUUCUAAAUAUUUGCAAAUUAUCGGCAGCGAAAUGUUAAAGAGGAGAAAUUCGCAAUUGGUAAAGCAAGUUGAAGAAUCUGAGAGAAAAUGUCUAAACGUGAUGGGAAUUCCAUUCUUUCAAAAAUUGGACAAGUGGUUCCAAACCUUUGAUUGGUCCAAGGCUAUUCACUUAUUAGAAACUCUUUCUCAUUACUUUAGUCCAUUUGCAUUAGAUCUUUCCAAUAACUAUCUAUUUGCCAAAUUGUUAUUAUCCAGCACUGUGAACAGUUAUUUUUUGCAAUUCUUACAGAUUAGUAAGAGACACAUGAGAAAUGAUAAGGUGAAUUAUUAUCGUUUCUCCCUGUAUUUCAUUCAUGAAGAACAUGAGAGUGUUCUUGAGGAAUGUUUCAAUUCGAAACUUGAAAAGGAACAUUUGGCUCGUAGAAAUGAAUUUCCACUCAAAGUGAUUAUUUUAAUUGGUAAACACACUUUGGAAUGGACAGAGAAUGGUUUCAUCCAAGUUGAAGAGCUGAAUUACAGUAGUGAAUUGGAAACUUGUUGUUUCCGUUCGUCUUUCCUAGUUUGUAGAAAGAGUGAGCAAAUUGAGUAUUACAUGAAAAAGUUGAUAGAUUUUAAUUGUAAAUGGAAUGCCAGCAUGUGUUAUAAUGAUGAACAGUGUAACACUGGACACUAUGCAAAGAGUUUAUUGAGCUAUUUGAAUAUUUCACUUUCGAAUAGAGAUUCCAAUACUUUAUUAGAUUGCAUAUGUGAUAAUAGACCUGUUCCAUUUGAAUUUAAUAUUCCAGUUGAUUUAGUAAUGGUUUCACCAAUCAAAAAGGCAUUGUCUAAUUAUUUAAACAGUAUUGGAUAUGAGCCUAAAUGGGUUCGUCCCAUUUCGAAUUGUAUUUCACAAGAAACAAGUCACGAAACUUUCUUCUUAAAGCUAGAUAGGACCUGGGACGAAAUUGAAACUUUCUAUCACUUUUUUCUUCGUUAUCUAAGUGUUGAUUGUCCAUUCUUAGAUGUUUCAGAAGAGUUUAGUUUAUUUCUUCUAGCUUUAUUAGAAAGUAAUCGUGAAAUUGUGAGAGGUGAAUCCUUUGCGUCACUUGUAAACUUUUCCAAAAAGCAAAUUCUUGAAUUAUUAAGAAGAAGGAGAAAUCAAAGUUAUCAUUCACAACUUUACAAUUUCAGCGAUUUCAAUUCAAUGAAGAAAUCAAUCAUUGAAAAAGAUGUUCACGUAUUGAAAGAUAUUUCCGCAUUCUUAGAAGAAUAA